GCCGCCCACCGGAGGUGGUGUCACAUGAGGGCGCGCGCUCCGCUUGUCUGGCCGCGCGGCUGAAGCGGAUGAGCAGAUGAGAGAGCGGCUCCGGCGAAGGAUGGCGGAGCUCUGAUUUAAUCACUUCUGGGGGAAAACAAGUGAGCAGGCGAGCGGCGCAGAACUGCCCGAGGACAACCAUUCCUCUCAGAGAAAGCAGAGGGCAUCGGCCUCGCUCUCCGGCCGCCAGCAUGAUGAAAGGCUGCCUGCAGUUCCUUAUCGAGCCGGCCAAGAAGCUCAAGAUCAGACUCAAGGAGUCUCGUAAGAGAGUGAAGCAGGAGAAGAAGGAGCCGCUGGUGGAGAGCCAGCUGUUCAUCAUGGAGCUGGGCCGGGAGCUGAACAGAAUCUGUCAGAGAUCCAACAUCCUGAGCCACAUCUGGACCGGCGAGGACAUCUGGCCUGCCGGCGUUUGCAGAGACUUCAUCGUGGACUGGGCUGCCAUUUUGGAAAAGAGAGUGCAGCACAAGAUCAUGCCGUCCGAGUUCCAGUACGAGAAGCCGGAGAAGCGGGACUGGAAGGGCCACCUGCUGUGCAUGCUGGAGUCGGAGGGCGAGUACGACAUGGGCCCCUACAGGAGAGUCAUCUUGGACUGGACCCGAGAGAUUAAAAGCAGGGCCCAGCCUCCUGUCUGGCCAGGCGAGCCGGUCCUCAUGAUGCUGGACGAUCUGGAGCUCCAGUGGAAGAAGGGCCGCCUCCCCAACCUGCUGCCGGCCGUGGAGCUCAUCAUGCUGGCCGUGCUGAACGCCGACAGUCCAGUAAAGGAGGAUGUGACCAAGCAGUGGCUGGUGAAGAAGCAGAGGAGCCAGAGGAUUGAUGCCGUCCGCUACAUCCCACACGGCGUCUGGAAUUGGAUUUGCGAUGCAUCAGAGGAUGUGAUCCUGGACUCAGACUCUGCCAACCCCAACCUGCUCAUCUCCACUGACGAGAAACGGCUGAGGUGCGGCCUGGAGCGCCGCGUCGUCCCGCCCUGCACGGGGCGCUUCGAUGGCUGGUGGUGCGCCGUGGGCAAGGAGGCCUACUCCUCCGGACGCCACUACUGGGAGGUGGAGGUGGGCGAGAGGGACUGGCGUCUGGGCGUGGCCAAAGCCUCCGCCGUGAGGCAGGGCUUCCGCUCCCUGAACACGGACACGGGAUACCUGACCAUCCGGCUGGAGAGGGGCACGGAUCUGAAAGCCCUGACCGUGCCCGCCACCCUCUUACCCCAAAAUGCGACACCCAGAAAAGUCGGGGUGUAUCUGGACUACGAGCUGGGCCAGCUGUCCUUCUACGAUGUGGAGAAGCGAUCGCACCUGUACACCUACAAUGAGAACUUCACAGAGGAACUGUACCCCCUGUUCGGGACGGUGGAGGUGGUCAAAGACCUGGUGGUCCGGCCCGCGGGCGUGCGGCAGCCGUGCCUCUGCCCCGGGCCGUGCUUGUGGACCUGAGCCGCUCGUCGGUCUCUUCAAACCUGAUUCUCCACAGCCCACCGAGUCUCGCGGUGAGGUGCCUGGUGAGAUCAGGAUCCAGAACUGCCACCCAUCCACAUUACACUUUGUGUUUCUCUGCCUUCAUGGAGACUUAGUGAAUUGGACUCUUUGUAUUUUACUGCUAAAUGUUUUAAGCAUCAGGUAAAAACAGCCAUUUUGUGGUAAUUUUUCACUCUGAGCUUUUUGUGAAACAUCUAGAACAUAAAAAACCCCAUUAGACUUUCAUACUACGCAUUUUUAUCGGCCAUUUUUCAUGACUUGAAGUUUAAAGUGGGAGCAUAAAGGCUCCUGGUGCAGUCACGCUGUCCCUGUGUCUUAGCAAGUGCUCCUCUGCAGAUAAUCAGACUGGACUGACGCAUGUGAGCUCUUAAUCUGCCUGAUUCUUCUUCUAAAGCUUCCCGCAAACACUUCCAGGCAUGAGCUUGUUUAUGCAUCUGUGCUGUUGUUGUUGUGCUAAAUAUGAUGAUGGUGAACAUGAAUAAAUCAGAAAUGCCCCA
Poeciliopsis prolifica (blackstripe livebearer) is the source of this 2005-nucleotide messenger RNA. RefSeq lists its product as uncharacterized. The record is from RefSeq and is a predicted model, not a curated record. The coding region runs from base 231 to 1466 and encodes 411 amino acids. Gene Ontology annotation, molecular function: protein binding. The transcript is spliced from 10 exons. Lineage: Eukaryota; Metazoa; Chordata; Actinopteri; Cyprinodontiformes; Poeciliidae.